Entamoeba nuttalli P19 is the source of this 885-nucleotide messenger RNA. RefSeq lists its product as hypothetical. The record is from RefSeq and is a predicted model, not a curated record. NCBI's taxonomy places the organism in Eukaryota, Evosea, Mastigamoebida, Endamoebidae. The coding region runs from base 1 to 885 and encodes 294 amino acids. The transcript has 2 exons.
AUGGAAACUGAUAUUGAUAAACAAUAUUUCUCUUUUCAACAACUUGAUUAUAUUAAGUUACUACUCGUAAAUGCUUAUAAAAAAUUGAAAGACCCCUCUGUUUUAGAAAAGAAGGAAUAUUUUUGUUUUCAAGACAUCAAAAAUCUGAGAGAAGAAAUUAAAAAAGGAAGUAACAUCAAUGGUUAUAUCACAAAAAAAAUCUUUGACGCUGAAAGAUCAACAAAUUAUAAUACUACCAAAAAACACAACGAAAAUUAUCAUAUAGUUAGUUCAGGAGUUGAGGAAAUAAAUUGUUAUCCAAGAAGAGAUGUUCAUUACUCAAGAAGAGGAAUUGGGAGUCAUAAUAGGUCUCAUUCUAGACCAAGUGACAAACAAACACAAUACCCAGAACGUGAAUUUUAUGGUGAACUGGAGGAAAACAAAAGAAAAAAAUUCCAGAGAAAACAAUUAAUUAAAGAAAUAAUAUUAGAUGAUAACAAAUUUGAUGUUCAGUUACUCAACAAUGUAAGAGUUAUACAAGAAAGAACUGACACUUCUAAAGAUAUACAAGCAUCUGGGAUUAUUACAACUACUGAUGAUGAUAUUAAAACUUUUGAUAAAAAAGAAGGAGAAUUUGAGUUCUUUGAAGAUUCAAAUUUAAGUUCAAGUAAUGAUGAUGUUGAACAGGCACUAACUACUAAAAAUCAUGUCUUUGCAUCUAUUCAUGUCCCACAAGAAAUUAAUGAGUUAGGGCUUGUUUCUUUAGCAAAAGAAGUGAGUCGUGUUAAAAUGUAUACAUUUGAUAUUACAACAAGAGAGUUAUUGAUUGAAUUUAUGAGUAAUAGAAGUCUAAAUUCUUUUAUUUCAUGUAGAGAAAUGAGAUUUGUUGAAUGUAAAACCUUUUAA